Molecule: messenger RNA, 1765 nt
Organism: Phascolarctos cinereus (koala)
Lineage: Eukaryota; Metazoa; Chordata; Mammalia; Diprotodontia; Phascolarctidae
Product: putative protein FAM10A4
Molecular function (GO): Hsp70 protein binding; protein dimerization activity
Source: RefSeq, a predicted model, not a curated record
CCAGCCAACGCCAACGCCAACGCCAAAGUCCAAGCCAGCGCCGCCACGUCCCCCUCCCUCCCCAACUCCCCCUGACAUGGACACCAGCAAGCUCCGGGCUUUUGUGAAAUUAUGUCAACAAGACCCUGCCCGACUAUACAGCGAGGAGCUGCGCUUCCUGAGGGAGUGGGUGGAGAGCUUGGGUGGGAGGAUACCCCCCACUCCAAGAAAGAUCAGAUCAGAGGAAAGAUUCAAGGGAGGGGAGGCAGAAAGAAGGAAAUGGGAGGAAUCCAACAGAAGAGAAGACAUCGAAACUGAGGAAAGUGAUCUAGAACUUGAUAAUGAAGGAGUGAUUGAAGACUACAUGGACGGCCCUCAGGAAAUGGGAGAUGCAACUGCAGAGGUAACGGAUGAGAUGAUCGAUCAGUCCAACGAGAUGAAGGUGAAAGGCCUCGAUGCCCUACAUAAUGGUGAAUACCAGAAAGCCCUUGAACUAUUCACAGAGGCCAUCAAAUUGAAUCCUUGGUUGGCUAUUUUAUAUACCCUAAGGGCCAGUAUCUUUAUUGAAUUGCAGAAGCCAAAUGCUGCCAUCAGAGAUUGUAGCAAGGCAAUUGAGCUGAACCCCCAUUCAGCUGAACCUUACAAAUGGAGAGGAAAAGCACACAGACUUCUGGGCCACUGGGAGGAGGCAGGCCAGGAUCUGUCCUUGUCUUGUAAACUGAAAUUUGAUGAAGAUGCCAAUGCUGUGCUUAAGGAUAUUCAACCAAGGCUCCAGAGGAUUCAAGAACAUCGGCGAAAAAAAGAGCUCCGCCAGAAGAAAUGUGAGCAGAAACGUGAAGAGAGAAAGUACAGAGAAAGGAUGGAAAGAAUGAGGAAGGCUCGAGAGGAGUAUGAGAAAGCCAAAAAAGAGGAAGAAGAUAGGAGAAAGGCAGCUCACUUGGCCCCUUUCCAUUUUUUUCUUGGAGAACUUCCUAGAAUGAGAAGGAGAAUGCGUACUAUACCUGGGAAAUCAGUGCUCAAUGAAAUUCUUAGUGACCCAGAAAUCCUUGCCGCUAUGCAAGAUGCAGAAGUCAUGCAGGCAUUCCAGGAUGUGGCCCGGUAUCCAGAAACUAUGGGCAGGUAUAAGAACAACUCAAAGGUUAUGAAUUUCUUCAGCAAACUGUCAAACAAAUUUGGAGGGUAUGAGGACGACGUGACAGGUGAAGAUCUGGAGCCCGAUGAGAAAUUCGAUGAAAUUCCCAGUGAAGAUAGCUUUGAGGUUGUGGAUCCAUCUAAUGAGAAUGAUCGCUGGCUCCCAGGACAGCACUUUGACGAUUAUCUCAGCAACUAUGAACGAAGACGUUUGAGGAAAGGGAGGAGUCAGGUCUUGGAGGUUGUAUCUAGUGAAGAAGAAGUGCGCAACAGGCGGCUGCCCUUUUAUAAGGAUUUGGAAGAGCUCAGUGAUGAACAGUAAGGUGGGACGUGAGGCCUAACAACAAAUACUAAAGAAAAAACCCCCAAAACAAAAAAGAAACCAAACAACAAAAAAUAACCCCAGACUGGUGCCAUAUCACUCCUGUACAGUGGACUGCUGACAUACACCAAACGCAGAUCCUGCUGUCAGUAACUAUAUCAUAUGGCCCCCCCUCCUUUAAAUGAUAGUUCCUGCUCUUUCCUCCCAAGUUCCAUUGUGUAUUGCUCCUUACUUCACAAGCUAUUUAGGAGCUUUAUAAGCGUACUUUGCGUAAACAAUGGGAUUUAUAAAUAUAUAUUUAUUUCUUUUUGAACAAAAUGUGACUGAAAAAAU